Molecule: messenger RNA, 1740 nt
Organism: Polyodon spathula (Mississippi paddlefish)
Lineage: Eukaryota; Metazoa; Chordata; Actinopteri; Acipenseriformes; Polyodontidae
Product: neuroblast differentiation-associated protein AHNAK-like
Exons: 1
Biological process (GO): regulation of RNA splicing
Cellular component (GO): nucleus; costamere; cytoplasm
Source: RefSeq, a predicted model, not a curated record
AUGCCAAAAAUUUCAAUGCCUGAUGUAGACUUUAAUCUGAAAGGGCCGAAGGUGAAGGGAGAUAUGGAUGUUUCAGUUCCAAAGAUAGAAGGUGACCUCAAAGGGCCGAAGGUAGAUAUUGAUGCUCCAGAUGUUGACAUUGAAGGACCAGAAGGGGGAUUCAAAAUGCCCAAAUUCAAAAUGCCCAAGUUUGGGUUCAAAGGUCCUAAAGUUGAAGGCCCAGAUGUAGAUGUCAAUCUACCCAAAGGCGAUAUUGAGAUCAAAGGACCAAAGAUAGACAUUGACACACCUGAUAUUGACAUUGAAGGCCCUGAAGGAAAAAUCAAGGGUCCUGGAUUCAAGAUGCCAACCAUUUCUGGACCCAAUAUCAAAAUGCCAAGUAUGGAUUUCAAUCUGAAAGGACCGAAGGUGGAAGGUGAUCUCAAAGGGCCAAAGGUAGACAUUGAAGCUCCUGAUAUUGACAUUGAGGGCCCUGAAGGCAAAAUCAAGGGUCCCGGAUUCAAGAUGCCAACCAUUUCUGGACCCAACAUCAAAAUGCCCAAAUUUGGUUUGAAAGGUCCUAAAGUUGAAGGCCCAGAUGUAGAUGUGAAUCUACCCAAAGGCGAUAUUGAUAUCAAAGGGCCAAAGAUAGACAUUGACACACCUGAUAUUGACAUUGAAGGCCCUGAAGGAAAAAUCAAGGGUCCUGGAUUCAAGAUGCCAACCAUUUCUGGACCAAAUAUCAAAAUGCCAAGUAUGGAUUUCAAUCUGAAAGGACCGAAGGUGGAAGGUGACCUGAAAGGGCCAAAGGUAGACAUUGAAGCUCCUGAUAUGAAUAUUGAGGGCCCUGAAGGGAAAAUCAAGGGUCACGGAUUCAAGAUGCCAAAAAUUUCAAUGCCUGAUGUAGACUUUAAUCUGAAAGGGCCGAAGGUGAAGGGAGAUAUGGAUGUUUCAGUUCCAAAGAUAGAAGGUGACCUCAAAGGGCCGAAGGUAGAUAUUGAUGCUCCAGAUGUUGACAUUGAAGGACCAGAAGGGGGAUUCAAAAUGCCCAAAUUCAAAAUGCCCAAGUUUGGGUUCAAAGGUCCUAAAGUUGAAGGCCCAGAUGUAGAUGUCAAUCUACCCAAAGGCGAUAUUGAGAUCAAAGGACCAAAGAUAGACAUUGACACACCUGAUAUUGACAUUGAAGGCCCUGAAGGAAAAAUCAAGGGUCCUGGAUUCAAGAUGCCAACCAUUUCUGGACCCAAUAUCAAAAUGCCAAGUAUGGAUUUCAAUCUGAAAGGACCGAAGGUGGAAGGUGAUCUCAAAGGGCCAAAGGUAGACAUUGAAGCUCCUGAUAUUGACAUUGAGGGCCCUGAAGGCAAAAUCAAGGGUCCCGGAUUCAAGAUGCCAACCAUUUCUGGACCCAACAUCAAAAUGCCCAAAUUUGGUUUGAAAGGUCCUAAAGUUGAAGGCCCAGAUGUAGAUGUGAAUCUACCCAAAGGCGAUAUUGAGAUCAAAGGGCCAAAGAUAGACAUUGACACACCUGAUAUUGACAUUGAAGGCCCUGAAGGAAAAAUCAAGGGUCCUGGAUUCAAGAUGCCAACCAUUUCUGGACCAAAUAUCAAAAUGCCAAGUAUGGAUUUCAAUCUGAAAGGACCGAAGGUGGAAGGUGACCUCAAAGGGCCAAAGGUAGACAUUGAAGCUCCUGAUAUUGACAUUAAGGGCCCUGAAGGGAAAAUCAAGGGUCACGGAUUCAAGAUGCCAAAAAUUUCAAUGCCUGAU